AUUUAAAAGCUAUAUAUAACAGUAAUUUCAUGCAAUCUUGGUCCCAGUCGUUUACUCGGUUUUCGCGUGAACUUUUCUGUGUCUCUGCAACAUGGAGGAUGUUAAGCAGCCACUCCUCUCUCCGAGAGUUCACGAAGACGAACACCACUUGCUUCCCAGCCAAACAAGAAACGCUUCCUUCGAUGCCGACGACAUCCCUCCGAUCAAUGGCGUCCGCGAUUUAUUCAGAGAAUCUAACAAGGAACUCAAGAAGCUCUGGUGCCUCGCCGGCCCUGCCAUCUUCACCUCUCUCUGCCAAUAUUCCCUUGGCGCCAUCACACAAACCUUCGCCGGCCAGGUCGGGACGCUCGAACUCGCCGCUGUCUCCGUCGAGAACUCCGUCAUCGCCGGAUUCUCCUUCGGCCUCAUGCUUGGAAUGGGGAGUGCGUUAGAGACGCUGUGCGGUCAAGCAUACGGAGCAGGACGAAUCGAUAUGCUGGGAGUGUAUAUGCAGAGAUCAUGGGUUAUACUACUCACUACAGCUCUAUUUCUCAGUUCUGUAUACAUAUUCGCCGGAUCGAUCUUGAUGCUAAUCGGACAAACGGCGUCGAUUUCGAAGGCGGCGGGGACACUAUCUCUGUAUAUGAUACCGCAGCUAUUCGCGUACGCUUUCAAUUUUCCGAUGGCGAAGUUCUUGCAGGCACAGAGCAAGAUGAUGGUGAUGGCGAUGAUAGCGGCGGCUGCCUUGGUUCUGCACACGGUGUUUAGCUGGUUAUUGAUGUUGAAAUUGGAGUGGGGACUUGUUGGUGCGGCGGUUGUGCUGAACGCAUCUUGGUGGUUCAUCGAUUUGGCGCAAUUCGGGUAUAUCGUCAGUGGCACAUGCGGACGAGCCUGGUCUGGAUUUUCGUUCAAGGCCUUUCAGAAUCUCUGGGGCUUUGUUAGGCUAUCGCUCGCAUCAGCGGUCAUGCUAUGCUUGGAAACAUGGUACUUUUAUAUAUUAAUAUUGUUCGCCGGAUAUCUAAAGAAUGCAGAAAUCUCUGUGGCCGCCUUGUCCAUAUGCAUGAACAUAUUAGGAUGGACGCUCAUGAUGGCUAUUGGAAUGAAUGCUGCCAUUAGUGUGAGAAUCUCCAAUGAACUAGGAGCAGGUCAUCCCAGAACAGCAAAAUUUUCAUUAACAGUUGCUGUAAUAACAUCAUCUGUCAUCGGUAUUGCGAUGGCAAUUGUCCUGCUCGUCACACAAGACAGUUACCCUUACCUGUUUACAAACAAUACCCAAGUCAAACAACUUGUCAAAGAGCUUAAUCCAUUUCUGGCUGCUUGUAUUGUCAUCAACAACAUCCAACCUGUUCUCUCUGGGGUGGCUAUUGGGGCAGGAUGGCAAGAUGUUGUAGCUUAUGUGAACAUAGCAUGCUACUAUGUGUUUGGAAUUCCAUUAGGUCUCUUAUUGGGUUACAAGUUUGAGUUUGGUGUCAAGGGGAUUUGGUGGGGCCUGAUGUCCGGGACUAUUCUACAAACUUUUGUUCUUUUCUUGAUGGUUUACAGGACCAACUGGAACCAAGAGGCAUCUAUUGCAGAGGAGAGGAUAAGGAGAUGGGGAGGCGAAACUGAGUCCAGAGAGAAUGAAACUGAAAAAUGAGACAAUAAUAUUUCAUAUUCUUGCUUAUUUUCCAGUUUAAUUAAUUAUUCUUGCAAGAAGAUUAUUACAACACAUUAAGGAUUAAUCACCAGUAGUUAAUCGAAUGCGCUACUGGAAAUGUUGUUUUUUUAGUGUCAAGUCGUGUAUCUUAACCCUUCUUUGGGAGGAUACUAUUUAUUCUAGAAAUCAAGCCAAUAGUUUUGAUCGCA
Tripterygium wilfordii is the source of this 1824-nucleotide messenger RNA. RefSeq names its product protein DETOXIFICATION 29-like. Gene Ontology annotation, molecular function: antiporter activity; xenobiotic transmembrane transporter activity. Gene Ontology annotation, cellular component: vacuolar membrane. The transcript is spliced from 8 exons. The record is from RefSeq and is a predicted model, not a curated record. Gene Ontology annotation, biological process: xenobiotic detoxification by transmembrane export across the plasma membrane. NCBI's taxonomy places the organism in Eukaryota, Viridiplantae, Streptophyta, Magnoliopsida, Celastrales, Celastraceae. Bases 92 to 1615 code for a protein of 507 amino acids.